UUUUCUUUUUAAUAGCGACGGACCAUCUCUCUUCUUCAAGCCGGGUGGAUCUAAGCGCACCUGGCUGGAUUUUAUUAUCGCAGAUUUGUUUGUCAAAAUAUGUCGCAACUCUGUGCUCUAGCUCCCGGUGAGAGCGGCAGGGUUUCCCUGCGGAGCGACGCGUCACAUGUGACUCAGGCACGGAGAGCCAAAAGCAGCGAUGACGUAGAGGAAGAGAAAGUGAUCAUAACACACCUGCCGCUCAGGUGUGUUAUGAUCCAUCAGAUCUGGACUAUAAAACCUGCUGUCUUCGCUCCGAAGCUCUCUUGUCCCAUCAAGCUUUUUGGAUACUCCGAUCCGACCAGAGGAUUUACAGUUUGUUCUUCCGAGACCUCAGACAUGUCCUCUCAGCUUUUCCUGCUAACAGUCGUCUCUGCGAUGGUUUCCAGUCAGAUCGCUGCUGACAAGCUGCAGGACAGAGUGAGUAGAAACCAGCCCAACCUGACCUGCCUCAGCUCCUCUGAUCCAGCUGCUGUCAACGCCACGCUGCUCCAUGGUAACCACAAUGAUGAAGGAGCUCUGUGGAGCAGAACCUCUGCUCCUCUUCCUCGGUGCUCCUCCUCCUCCUUCUCCCCACCUCCCUCCCACUGUGAGGUCUGUCUCCUCCAGGAGGAGGUCUACAUCAUCUGUGAUAACCUGCCAGCUGGAGCGGUUCUGCAUCUGGAGCGUCCUGGAUCAGCCAUCAGCACCAAGGAGAGCGAUUGUCCCAUCCUGCCCCCUGCUGGCGACUCUCAUCCAGGCAAAAUCAUCGUGGCAGAUGAGAACAGAGGUCAUUAUGGUGCUGUGGCCUCUCCGAUCCUCUGUGUCCUCAUCCUCAUCCUCACUGGGUUGGUCCUGCGGAAACUUCAUUAGAGCUGCACCCGAAGAACCCAAAGAUGCACAUGGAGGAAUGACGUGACGGUGUAGAGAGUUUUUCCUUGUUCUUAAUUUGGAUUUGAACCCCAAGAGAAGAGCCAAACAUCCCUGAGAAACUUCCCUGGGCGGACAGCAGGGGUGUCCUUUCUGGCCCAGAAUCCAACAAGCUGGUUCCUAGAAAGUAAUCUGUGUCUGACAGGAAGCGGAGCUCCAGGCCUUCCUCUGCUGGGACACAUAUAUGGAGAAGCCCUAUGUCAAACUUGAUUUAUGACCCUAUGAUUUAUGUAUGAGCUGUAUAACCUGUCACACUCCAAAUGCGUAAAGGUUGCAGGAUAGGAAACUUUACUGUCUAGAAUCAAAACUUGUCUUGGUGAAGGGAAGGAGCUGGUGAAGGGAAAUCUGCAAAUAAAAACAAAUACAAUUUCCAUGCAAGCUCCACAAUGUGAUUUUGUUUGACAACCUUUGUUUUAACUCAGGGGUCAGCAACCCAAAAUGUUUAAAGAGCCAU
Messenger RNA from Fundulus heteroclitus (mummichog), 1402 nucleotides. RefSeq lists its product as uncharacterized. The transcript has 6 exons. Bases 100 to 891 code for a protein of 263 amino acids. Lineage: Eukaryota; Metazoa; Chordata; Actinopteri; Cyprinodontiformes; Fundulidae. The record is from RefSeq and is a predicted model, not a curated record.